AUGUUCUGUCAAAUCCUAUUACAAUUUAUCAUUUUUAAAAACUUAGGUCAGCUGAAACUCCGUUCUGGACGUGUACUCAUUGUUGGAUGUGGUGGACUCGGUUGCCCAGCUGCAGUUUAUCUUGCUGCUGCUGGAGUUGGCUUAAUUGGAUUAGUUGAUGAUGAUAAAGUAGAAUUAAAUAAUUUACAUCGUCAAGUUGCACAUUCAGAGUCAACAGUAAAUAUGGCGAAAGUUCAUUCACUGGCCGACAGAUGUAAGCAAUUGAAUUCCACAGUGAAUAUACAAACGCACGAGAUUCAUUUAGACAAUACAAAUGCAGCUGAUAUUAUAAAAGAUUAUGAUGUAGUCAUGGACUGUUCAGAUAAUUUAGCCACGCGUUAUCUGGUGAAUGAGGCUUGCGCUGUAACUGGACCUAAGCCACUUGUGAGUGGCAGUGCCUUACGUUUAGAGGGGCAGAUGACUGUAUAUCUUACCAAACGAGUUCUUCGGCAAGAAGGCGAUCCGUACGAAGAUCAUCCUGGUUCGGAAUAUCGAGCUCCAUGCUUUCGUUGUAUUUAUCCUGUUCCACCGCCAGCAACCAGUGUUCAGGGUUGCUCCGAAGCCGGUGUUUUUGGUGUCGUUCCAGGUAUAAUUGGUACAAUGCAGGCGGCAGAAGUCAUCAAGCUACUAACUGGCGUGGGUGAUGUUCAUACUGGUCGCCUCUUCCUCUUGGAUGUGGAGCGGAACUUAACUCGUUCAGUGAAAUUACGCGAACGUCGGCUUGACUGUCCAGUCUGUGGAGAUGAUGUAUUGAAUAAGAGUGGUGACAAAUGUCUUACUGACUACGUCUUAUUUUGUGGAGCGCCUAGCUGCGACAAGCCACGUAAUAUGAAUCUGACAAUGAACAAUCGUCGUAUUACUGUUCAACAAUUGAAAAACUACGUGGACUCGCAAACACCACAUUUAAUUAUUGAUAUACGUCCGAGGACUGAAUUCGACAUAUGCCGUUUGAAGUCAUCUUGGCACAUUCCUGUAAAUGACCUUUUGCGCCAUUCAACGAUAUCUAAAAUUCGAGAAACCAUUGAUAAUCGGAUCAUUCAAGGUGCUCCCGAACCUUUCCCUGUGAUACUUUUAUGUCAUCGUGGUAAUAAAUCCGCAGAAGCUGCACCACAUUUGAGCAGCGCACUGUCAUCAUUUCGAAAAUCAGAUUCCGAAAGCAAUAUAAAAGAAUUGGCAUCAGUUGACGACGACACUUCUAAUCAUCCUGACUUUAUAGUGUGUGACGUUGCUGGAGGUCUUUCUGCAUGGGCUCUAGAAAUUGAUCCCAACUUUCCAACAUAUUAA
Messenger RNA from Trichobilharzia regenti, 1323 nucleotides. Lineage: Eukaryota; Metazoa; Platyhelminthes; Trematoda; Strigeidida; Schistosomatidae. The record is from the annotation of a GenBank genome assembly.